Thermothielavioides terrestris NRRL 8126 is the source of this 1451-nucleotide messenger RNA. Its product is annotated as mRNA turnover protein MRT4. Gene Ontology annotation, cellular component: nucleolus; preribosome, large subunit precursor. Gene Ontology annotation, biological process: ribosomal large subunit biogenesis; nuclear-transcribed mRNA catabolic process; ribosomal large subunit assembly. The transcript has 2 exons. The record is from RefSeq and is a predicted model, not a curated record. NCBI's taxonomy places the organism in Eukaryota, Fungi, Ascomycota, Sordariomycetes, Sordariales, Chaetomiaceae. Gene Ontology annotation, molecular function: RNA binding. The coding region runs from base 73 to 900 and encodes 275 amino acids.
CUCGCGAGCGUCCGGGAAAGUAAAAAACAGGAGGGGAAAGACUCGCACAACCUUCGCACAACAACCGACAAGAUGCCCAAGUCAAAACGAGCCAAGGUCUACCACCUGACCCAGGUGACCAAGAAGACGCGCGAGCAAAAAGACAAGCUCUUCGCCAACAUCCGCGAGUGCAUACCAAAGUACCAGCACUGCUUCGUCUUCAGCGUCGACAACAUGCGUAACAACUACCUCAAGGACGUGCGCCAAGAGCUGAGCGACAGCCGCCUCUUCUUCGGCAAGACCAAGCUCACCGCCCGCGCGCUGGGCACCACGCCCGAGGAGUCGCAAGCGGACGGGCUGCACGCGCUGACGCGGUACCUCUCGGGGGCGGUCGGGCUGCUGUUCACGAACCGGGCGCCGGAGGCGGUGAUCAGCUACUUCGGCUCGCUGGCGCACGUGGACUUCGCGCGGGCCGGCGCGCGCGCCACGCGCACCGUCACCGUGCCGCCCGGCCUGGUCUACUCGACCGGCGGCGAGGUGCCGCCCGAGCACGACGUGCCGAUCGCGCACACGCUCGAGCCCGAGCUGCGCCGCCUCGGCAUGCCCACGCGCAUGGUCCGCGGGAAAGUCUGCCUCGGCGGGGACGAGAAGGGCGAGGGCAUGAAGGAGGGCUAUACCAUCUGCCGCGAGGGCGAGGUGCUGGACUCGCGGCAGACGAGGCUGCUGAAGCUGUUCAGCGUGUGCAUGAGCGAGUUCAGGGUCAGUCUGUUGGCCUAUUGGAGUGCGGCGUCCGGGGAGGUGACGGAGUUGGAGGCGGGGAGGCAGAAGAGGGAAGGGAACGGGAGCGGGCAAAUCAACGGGGGUGGGAAGGCGGGGGACAAGAUGGAUCAGGAUGAGGAGGAAGAGGAGGAGGAUGAGUGAAGCCGAGCCAGCGAGAACUCGGGGGACCGGGCUGUUGGGUGUUGUUCUGUGCAUUUCAUUGUGCAUAUAGGGGCACUUUUGCAUGAUACCAUAGCUUUUCGAGGGCUGGGUUCCGGGUACUGGCGUUUGAGAGGGCGGGUCAAGGAGCCAAAAAAACGAAUGGGCAAAACGAAGCAUCUACCAUCAGUCACUCGGGCAAGGAGCCUGUUGCCGCGGGACGUCAUCGACUAGCUGGCAUUUGAGACCGUGUGCCUCCAUGUUCCGGGCUCAGACAUCACAUGUUUGAGCUGAUUGACCUGGGCCUUCGCAAACUGUUUCUUACAGAACGAAGGGGGAGCAACAACGCCAGAGCCAAAAGAGAACAGCAGCCCGCCCAUUCCCAGGCCAGCAGUGCAGGAAACGAAGAGUUCCUUACCUCUGACCUUACCUUCCGCCGCGCCGAGAUAUUCAUUGCUUAACGACUAUUACCUAGACCCGCAGUCCCUUGCUCCUCUCUCUUUUUCUUACAGUCGCCGGCACAAAUCAAGCAAGUAAAUACAAGACGAGAAAAU